AUUAACGUGGGGUAAUUCUUUCUACAAUCUCCCCUAUUCGUUUGUUAUAAAGCCAUCUCUUGAUUUAUAAAAGUGUUGCUCUGAUGCUUGUACCGUGUAUUGGAGCCGAAAUAGAACAAGUAAAAGAUAGCGGCGAGUGAAAUGUGUAAAAAGUAAGGAAGUUGAACCUCUCUGCGAGUUAUUUUGCGGCUGCGAGCUGACUCCUACAACAACAAGAGAUAACGUGACAGCAGAGGAAAGUAGACAAUUAAUAUUAUUUUUCUUGGUUUUACUAGACUGUCACAGCCAAGGAAACUGUCCAUAGUCUCCUUGAUUACAGCCCUUCAACAGCAAGAUAUAUUGGAAUUCGAUAACUGAAAACAGAAAAAAUAUGGCGUAAAAAAAAUUGCAAUGUGGCUAAUUUUUGGGCCGUGAAGUACAGCUGGACACCAAAGGACGUACUUAAGGAGUCUAAAGGAUACCCCAGAGUCCUUGAGUUUAUCCUACCGGCCACACCUGCCACUAGACUAAAGGAUAAUCUAAAGGACCCAAAGACUAAAGGAUAUGCUAGAGUCCUUGAGUUUAUCCUACCUGCCACACCUAUCACUGGACUAAAGGAUAAACUAAAGGACCCAAAGACCGAAGGAUACGCUAGAGUCCUUGAGUUUAUCCUGCCGAUCACGCCCAUCACUGAUAAAGACAGGCAAGAUAAUAAACUCAGGCAGAUGUCCCUCCCUGCUACAAGUCCAGGGGGUUGGUAAACUUAAUAUAAACACCAGCUGACGAGGAGGAGGAGGCUUGUAGAGAUGUCUCCUCCCCAGGGGCUAGGGCUGGACGUGGAAAUCCUGCGCCGCCUGAGCAGUGACCGUUUGGUGCGGGUGUUGGAGGAUGCUCCAGGAGCCAAGGACCUAAUCCUCGAUGGGGACCUUAUGAAGCUCCUUGAUCGCAUUGCUGGGGCGACAUUACUAAGUAACCCUUGGUGGGCCAGUAACACCACUAGUUUGUGUUACAGGAGUCAUGGGGUGGACAAGAUGUACAGGCUGGAGAGGGUUCCACCUCCGGUGCAGAGUAAUCAGCGAGUGUACUUGGUGCGACCCUCCCUGCUGCUGCUCAAGAUGCUAGCCGACCAUGUGCAUGCUGACCGUGCUGCACACCCUGACCUGCAGGUCCAUGUGGUGGUGGUACCACGUCUGGUGUCCUGGGUUACAGGCUUAUUGGAGGAGGAGGGACUGUACGGUGCCCUCACCCUUCACGAGUUCUGUCCUGACUUUAUACCUCUUGAUGAUGAUUUGCUGUCACUGGAAAUGACUUCCUUCUUCAGAGAUGCUUUUCUUGAGGGGGACUUCAGUGGGUGUGUUGAUGUGGCCCGUGCAGUCAACACACUGCAGGGACUCUUUGGGCAAAUACCUCAAGUUUUGGCUCACGGGAGGGCAGCCAAGGCAGUAGUCAAUACUCUUGACCUCCUCAACAACCAAAACUCACCCAAGAAGACACACCAGACUCCUGAAAUCAGCCAUCUCUUCAUAUUUGACCGAGAUGCUGAUUAUGUAACGCCUCUCCUGACCCAGCUGACCUAUGAGGGUGCCCUAGAUGACCACUUUGGCAUUCAAGCAGGAGUGGUGGAGUUCCCUGGGGAGGUGGUGGGGCAGGAUGCACCACGCAAGGUUGCCCUGAACAGCAAAGACACAAUUUAUGACAAUAUCCGUAAUAAACACUUUGCCUCUGUGUCAAGUUACCUCAUCACCAAGGCAAAAGAGGUCAAUGCCAAGAAGGAGCAGGCACAAACAAUGACUGCCAGCCAGAUGAAGGAUUUUGUGGUCAAUGAGCUUCGCACUUUGCAGGCUCUCCAUGCCACACUUGCCCUUCACCUGAGAGCAUGCGAGUCCAUCACUAAGUCUAUGAGGCAAGACUUUGAAACACAGCUAACCACUGAACAUGGACUGAUUACAGGUGCAGGCAAUUCUGGACAGGCCAAGAAUUUUCUGAAAGACUGUCUUGCUCGUAUGCUUCCUAUCACUGCUAAUUUACGAUUGCUAUGUUUGUGCAGCCUUACCCAAGAUGGUUUGUCCCACAAUGAAUAUAAGAAGCUAGCAUCUCAGGUUCUUGCUGCUCAUGGGCACAAGCACCUUAUUACUCUCAACAAUUUGCGGCAACUUAGUCUCCUCUGUGCCAGUGAGUCUCCAGGUUCUGGUGCUGGGGCCACACGAGAAAAUUCUAGCUCCAACAUUCAAGGUCGACUGGCUCAGGUGACCUCUCUCUUACCGAGGAGAGGCCAGGGGUGGCAUGCAGCAGCCAAACGGUUGAAGCUCAUUCCAGACCCAGACAAGACUGUGGACCUGCAUAACCCCACAGAGCCCAGCUAUGUUUUCAAUGGAGCAUACACUCCUGUUCUGGCCAAGGUGGUUGGUGAGGCACUAAGUGUGAAGGGAGCCAUCCCUCAGACCCUUCUGGACAGCCUUAAAGUACUGCCUGGUACCACUAUCAGCCGAGCUCCAGCACCAGGCUCCCCUGUAGGGCCUCGUGUAGCUCUAGUGGUAGUGAUGGGUGGUUUGACUUACACUGAGGUGGCUGCACUCAGGCUCCUGGCAACAACCAGUGGGAUGCGCAUCAUCUUGGCCUCCACCUCAACCACAAAUGGGGACCAACUAAUUUCAUCAGUGGUGCACAAAUGAAUCCAAUAAUGAAGGCUGUAAAGUGAGUAGGGAAAGUGUUUGAAGUCUGCACAUUACAAAAGAAUAAUUUCUCAAUAUUCAUCAGCAUAAUUGAGAAAACUAUUUGAAUGUAAUUGAUUGAUAUACUUGUUAAUACAUUUAUCAUUUGUGCUUUUGUUAAGUACAAUUCUUGCGCAACAAAACAAAGCUGGGUGAGUGUGCAAGCUCACUCAGAUGUUCAUCCUCCCCUUUGGGCUGGUCAAUAAAUGGGUACCUGGGAAAACCUUGGGAAGGUAAACUGGGGUAACCCGGAUGUCACACCUUUCCUGUGCCUUAGGGUAAUGGAUUUUUACCCAACAUAGGCUCAAGGACCAGCAUGAUGGAGAUGAGCAUCAAGCCCAUGCCCAGCUAUAGUAUAUGCCCCCUUGAUCUUUAUAUCAUAUAUAUACAUUUGUUAUUGUGUUACAGUUAUAAUAAAAGAAAAACAAAU
Molecule: messenger RNA, 3120 nt
Organism: Eriocheir sinensis (Chinese mitten crab)
Lineage: Eukaryota; Metazoa; Arthropoda; Malacostraca; Decapoda; Varunidae
Product: vacuolar protein sorting-associated protein 33B-like
Exons: 5
Coding region: 786-2651 (621 amino acids)
Biological process (GO): vesicle-mediated transport; intracellular protein transport
Cellular component (GO): CORVET complex; lysosome
Source: RefSeq, a predicted model, not a curated record